AUGGAGAUUUCUCGCCUGCUCAUCGUCCUGGGAAUCUAUCUCGCGUUCCGCUACUUCAUCCGAGGCCGCAACUCCUCCGACCCCGCCGCUACAAUGUCCCACGGAAAGGUUACCCAGGUUGACAACCCCGUCAUCUUCAAAGCCCUCGUCUCCUCCGGCCCCGUCGUCGUCGACUUCUUCGCUACCUGGUGCGGUCCCUGCAAGGCCGUCGCUCCUGUCGUCGGAAAGCUCAGCGAAACCUACCCCAACGUGCGAUUCAUCCAGGUUGAUGUGGAUAAGGCUCGCUCGAUAGCGCAAGAACACGAGAUCAGGGCUAUGCCCACUUUUGUGCUCUACAAGGACGGCAAGCAGCUGGAGAAGCGGGUUGUUGGCGGGAACAUGAAGGAAUUGGAGGAGGGGAUCAAGAAUAUCGCGGCUUGA
Messenger RNA from Aspergillus calidoustus, 420 nucleotides. NCBI's taxonomy places the organism in Eukaryota, Fungi, Ascomycota, Eurotiomycetes, Eurotiales, Aspergillaceae. The record is from the annotation of a GenBank genome assembly.